Opisthorchis viverrini is the source of this 12349-nucleotide messenger RNA. RefSeq lists its product as hypothetical. The coding region runs from base 91 to 11970 and encodes 3959 amino acids. The transcript has 47 exons. Gene Ontology annotation, cellular component: dynein complex. The record is from RefSeq and is a predicted model, not a curated record. NCBI's taxonomy places the organism in Eukaryota, Metazoa, Platyhelminthes, Trematoda, Opisthorchiida, Opisthorchiidae. Gene Ontology annotation, molecular function: dynein light intermediate chain binding; ATP binding; minus-end-directed microtubule motor activity. Gene Ontology annotation, biological process: microtubule-based movement.
CCAACACCCACCUUUAGCUGCAGUUCAACGAAAACACUGCCGGUUCUUCCUCCGGUAGUGAAACCAGAGGCACCGUCGUCAUUAUAUGCCAUGGUGACGCGGAAUGCCACCCAUCCGCCCUUGAUGAAUCCAUUCACUCUUACUCAAGCGUCGCCAUUUAAGGAACAAAAACAUUGGCGUCCUCCAAGUCAGUCAAUUGGGAACAACUUUUCUCCUGCUGCUGCUGAUAUAUCGCUUAACAAGCUUGCUCGCGUGAGUGAUAUAUCGCAUAAAGUAAGCUCCCGUGUCGUUUGCCGAGAAGAACAAGAGAAGGGGGGUCCUAGUCGGCCGAUGUCUCCCGAACAACAACUUUUGGAGAUGAAAGCCCUUGAGGCAGACAGGGCUGCAGCUCGAGGCCUGCCUUCCGAGAGAGAUCUUGAGCGUUACACAUACUAUAUCAACAAAGGCAUCCCGGAUGAUAUGUUAGCCCCUCCACCGGAGCAGUUAUGGAAGAAACUGGAUGAGUAUACUCCAAGAAAGCUCGUUUCUGCGUGGCCAAAUCUUGCUUCAGAAUUGCGCAGCGAAAUACGUACUGAUUACAAUUAUUCAUUACGGAAAUCCAUUGUGGAUUACAUCUUAUUGGACCCAGAGGAAAGGAAACGUUUGUUUAUUCAAUGGUUACCCAUUCCUUAUCCAAGUUAUGUCGUUCGCUCCCCGGUACCAUGGCAUACCAAAAAGCGUCAGGCUUCCCAAUUUUGCCAGCGCAGUCUAUUCCUACCUUCGGAGCUCACACUGGAAAUCCAGAAUAUAUGGCAAGAUGAGUUCGCUCAACUCCGAUUCGUUGAGGUUGACAAAAUCAGAGAAUUAGAUGCGCCCCUUGAACCCGAGGCCUUCGAGGGAAUCAUCGUCUCACACUGCAAGAAAACCAGAGACAUACUGCGCACAAACUGGAUUCCAAAAUGUGCGCGAGCUUUCAUUGAUCAUCGGAACACCUGGGCCCACUUACUGCCAGCCAAGUCUACUGACAGUAUGGAACCUGUUAGGUCCUUCUUCGCAUGCAUGGCAGCAUUGAUGUCAAAACAGCUACGCUCUAUUGUGGAUCAGUCACUGAAGGAUUUGUUGGAGAUGUUGCAAGAACAUCAGGCAGAACCAAAGAUUGUAUUCUCACCGAGCUUUCGUGAGACCCGGGACUGUCUGCUUCGCUGUUUUCAAGCUAUCACCGAUGCUGCUGAAGAACUCCCGCGGGUCGAAGUCGAGAUCUUCCCUGCAUUGGCCAAUGACCACCACUUUCUGCGAUCCGUUUCGUUUCGUGAACAGCUCGUUAUAGAAUACACAGACAAAGCUAUGACCGUGUUUCGUGCCAACUCAAUUGGGCCAAAAGACUACUUGGACAUUUAUAAGCCGUAUGGGAACUUGUUGAAUAACAAGGCAGAACUGGAGUUGCGCAAUUUUCUCAAAGAGCGUCACACGUUGUUGGCGGUGAAGAAGAAAAUCGAAGCUUUCCAGGACUUGCGGGCCGAGAUUACGAUGCUCCGGCUCACCGUUCCGUUGAGUCUAUUCUGUGUGGACUGCAAAAGUGUGAACGAGGAACUGGCCAAUCGGGCGUGGAAAUUGAGGGACAUUUUGGUCUCAUUCGAACUCGAUGAGAACCGAGACGUCAAUCGCAGCAUCUGCCGACGAUAUGAUGAGAUCAUGAACCGCCUGAGCGAAACGCCGCCUGACACAGAGAGUCUAGUCCAGCUUCAGGCCUACAUGCGCGAAGUAAACAACACCAUGGUGUUCAAACUUAAGGAGGAAGUGGCGGAUGCAGCGGAACGACUUAACUUCCUCUUGGAUUACGCUUUCCUAUCACAGGAUGAUAUCAAACUGAACUCCACCCUAUUCUACUGGCCCGAACACAUUCUCAGCGUGCUGGAUGUGACCACCACACGCGUGAACAUGCUUCGCGAGAAUGCAGAGGAAGAUCUGAAACAUCGGACAGUCACGCUGGAACAACGCAUUCUGAACUGCUGGGAUCGGAUUACAGCCAUGCGCAAACGAGAGGGUAUUACGCAAGAGGAAAUGGUUAAAUCAGUCCAGCUGUUGGAUGAAUUUCUGGUUGAACUGGAGACUUUAAUAUCGGACGCAGAACAAGUGAAUAAGGAGGAAGCCCUCGUACAAUGGGAUCCAACUCAGUUUCCUCAGCUUGUUGAGCUCCGGCGACAAAUGGAUCCGUUCGACCGUCUAUGGCGUACCGCCCUCGAUUUUGAUACAUGCAACAAGAACUGGCUCCAGGCGCCUUAUCACACUUUGAGUGCAUAUGAAAUUGAGGCGCACGUGUCAGAAAUGUAUAAAACGAUGCACAAGCUAACAAAGGUCUUCGUUGAUCUUCCCGGACCGUCCAAAGUGGCGCAGAAAAUGAAGGCCAAAAUUAUCAAAUUCCAACAGUUCCUUCCCGUCAUCCACGUUGUUUGCAAUCCGGGCAUACAACCACGACAUUGGGACCAAAUGAGUGAUAUUGUGGGCUUCGACAUUAAACCACAGUCCGACACACAGCUAAUCGUUUUCCUAGAAUACGGGUUGAACGAAUUUUUGGAACAACUUGAAGAAGUUGGUGCAGCUGCUGCGAAAGAACACCAGCUGGAAACCACAAUGGCGAAAAUGAAGGAGGAAUGGCGGCUCAUGCGGUUUGAACUGCUCCCUUACAGAGAUACUGGUAUUUCAAUCUUGUCGGCCAUCGAUGACAUUCAAGUUCUGCUGGAUGACCACAUAAUCAAAGCGCAGACAAUGAGGAACUCCCCGUAUAUCAAACCAUUUGAGAAAGAAAUGGUUGCCUGGGAGACCAAACUCAUAUUGAUGAAUGAUAUUUUGGAUGUCUGGCUCAAGGUACAAGCCACCUGGUUAUACCUAGAACCCAUCUUCUCUUCCGAAGAUAUACUUGCACAAAUGCCCGAGGAAGGUCGAAAAUUUGGUGUGGUAGACGUGAUCUGGCGAGAGAUCAUGACUGAGGCCGCUGUUAACCCUAGCUGCUUGGUGGCUACAGAUCAACGUGACAUGCUACGGCGUCUAACAGACGCAUAUAUCUUGUUGGAAGAGAUCCAGAAGGGCUUGAAUGACUACCUCGAGAAGAAACGGCUUUACUUCCCUCGCUUCUUUUUCCUUUCCAAUGAUGAGCUAUUGGAAAUCCUAUCCGAAACGAAAGAUCCGCAACGUGUACAACCUCAUUUGAAAAAGUGCUUCGAAGGUAAGUUGGCUCUGCUUGGGGAAAAAACCAAUUGUAUUCCAGGUAUCAACCGUCUUUCCUUCACGGAACAGCAAGAAAUUAUUGGAAUGAUAUCUGCCGAGGGUGAAACCGUGCCGUUUGUAACCAAAAUUUACCCUGCAAAAGCCAAGGGUAUGGUCGAAAAAUGGCUUCUCCAGGUCGAAGAUGUCAUGUUGAGCAGCCUGAGAAAAGUUAUUUCCGACAGUAUCUACGGUUAUUCAGCAACACAACGAGAGAAAUGGGUGCUUGACUGGCCUGGGCAGGUCGUCAUUUGUGUAUCGUGCAUUUACUGGACAGAGGAAGUCCAAGAGGCAAUGGGUCACAAUGCGUUGGCCAGCUAUAAAGAAAAGUGCGACAAACAAAUUGAUGACAUUGUACGACUGGUUCGAGGCCCGUUGUCCAGUGGAGAACGAAUCACUUUGGGUGCUCUGAUUGUGGUCGAUGUACAUGGCAAUUACGAAUAUUUGGGAAACACGCCACGCCUGGUUAUCACCCCACUAACAGACCGUUGCUACCGCACCCUGAUGGGUGCGAUCAAACUGAACCUGGGUGGUGCACCAGAGGGUCCUGCGGGUACGGGAAAAACGGAAACCUCAAAGGACUUAGCCAAAGCUGUUGCUAAACAAUGUGUUGUGUUCAACUGCUCCGAUGGCCUUGACUACCGUGCCAUGAGCAAAUUUUUCAAAGGACUCGCGCAGUCUGGUGCUUGGGCCUGUUUUGAUGAAUUCAAUCGCAUUGAUUUGGAAGUCUUGUCGGUGGUGGCCCAACAGAUCUUCUGCAUCCAGUCAGCCAUUAGUGCUGGACUAAAACGUUUUGUGUUCGAGGGCACGGAACUCAGCUUGAAUCCGACAUGCACCAUGUUCAUUACGAUGAAUCCAGGAUAUGCAGGGCGGCAAGAACUGCCAGACAAUUUGAAGGUACUGUUCCGUUCGGUUGCUAUGAUGGUCCCAGAUUACGCUCUCAUUGGCGAAAUUUCCCUGUAUUCCAUGGGAUUCAUUGAUGCACGAUCCCUUGCAAGUAAAAUCGUGGCCACUUACAGACUGUGCUCAGAGCAGCUAUCAUCUCAACAUCAUUACGAUUACGGCAUGCGAGCUGUCAAGUCCGUCCUGACAGCAGCUGGGAAUUUACGACAAAAGUAUCUGGAGGAAGAUGAAUCUGUACUUUUGCUGAAAGCCAUAAACGAUGUCAAUUUGCCGAAAUUCCUCUCACAGGACAUUCCUUUGUUUGAGGGGAUCAUUUCUGACCUGUUUCCCGGUGUUGACCUACCAACGGGUGAUUACGAUACAUUUCUGACUGUGAUGGCUCAACGUUUGGAACGACGUCAACUACAACCCGUACCCUGGUACCGGGAUAAAAUUCUACAAAUCUAUGAAAUGAUCUUGGUACGCCACGGUCUGAUGAUUGUCGGGGAUCCUCUGAGUGGGAAGACACAAGCCUACAAGACGUUGGCCGACACGCUGACACAACUUGCGGAGACGGGGUUGAUGGAAACUGAACAUCCGGUGAAAUACGGAAUCAUCAAUCCAAAAGCCAUCACGAUGGGGCAGCUGUACGGUCAGUUUGAUCAGGUUUCCCACGAGUGGUCGGACGGAAUUCUCGCAGUCAUGUUUCGAGAGUUUGCCAUCGCACAGGAUUCGAAACGGCGCUGGAUCCUAUUUGAUGGACCUGUUGAUGCCGUUUGGAUUGAAAAUAUGAACACGGUGUUAGACGAUAACAAAAAGUUAUGUCUGAUGUCCGGUGAGAUCAUUCAAAUGUCCUCACUGAUGAAUCUGAUCUUUGAACCAGCCGACUUGGAACAGGCUAGCCCAGCGACCGUUUCACGAUGUGGGAUGAUCUACAUGGAACCUACUCAGCUAGGAUGGCGACCAAUGGUGAGGUCGUAUAUUCAGUAUAAAAUACCCGAAUGCAUGGGAGCGGAACUGAUAGAACUGAUCGAUGACCUUUUCGAGUGGUUGGUUGACCCAUGCUUGGCUUUCGUUCGCUCCAACUGUCGUCAGCUGUUCCCCGUUCCCGAUUUACAUGCGGUCAAACAGCUGAUAGUUUUGUUCGACUGCCUUCUGGGUGAGAUUCGGCAAUGGGCCAUUGAUGAACAAGCUGCCCAGGCAGCUGAAGCGCCGCCUAAUCCACAGCAAACGAUGUCUGCACAAACAGUCUACCUACAAAUACAAGCUCUGUUCCUGUUCUCCAUCGUGUGGAGCAUUGGUAGCGCAUUGCCAACUGAGUCUCGUGUACGGUUUGACACAUUCUUCCGUGACCUGGUGUCCGGUGUGAAUUCGGAACAUCCCAAACCGAAGACUAUCAAACUAACAAAGGGUAACUCGGUGCCUGAACGAUUGACCGUGUACGAUUUCUGGUUCGACAAACGAUCCGCAGGCUCGUGGCAGGAGUGGAGCCAAUUUAUUCUACCCUCAUCGGAACCGAUACCCAAGACCGAGGGGAUAGAUGGCGGUGAAAAUGCCGGCUCCCCGGCAUCUCCCAUCCCACAGAACGAAUCUGACUCCAGUGAGAUUAUUGUGACAACAAUAGAAACAGCACGAAUGAACUUCUUCCUCAAUUUGUACACCAUCAAUCGGAUCCCAUUGCUGUUGGUGGGACCUACUGGUACCGGGAAAACAGCGAUUGCAAACGGCUAUCUCGUGAGUUUGCCCAAAGAUAAAUACAUUCCAAAUACGCUCAGUUUCUCGGCACGCACCAGCGCCAAUCAAACUCAAGACAUAAUCAUGUCCCGACUAGAUCGACGUCGAAAAGGGGUUUAUGGUCCACCGCCUGGAAAAGAGUGUAUCGUGUUUGUAGACGAUCUGAACAUGCCAAUGAAGGAGAAGUACGGAGCUCAACCGCCUAUUGAAUUGCUACGCAUGUGGAUGGAUCAUGGGCAUUGGUACGAUCGUAAAGACAAUACGAAACAAAUUUUGGCAGAUGUGCGUAUGAUCGCUGCAAUGGGUCCUCCCGGUGGUGGUCGUAAUGAUAUCACCUCACGACUGACACGCCACCUGAAUGUUUUGGGCGUGAACGAGUUUGAUGACAACACAAUGUUACGCAUUUUCUCAAACAUUGUGGACGCUCACUUCAGCAAAGGAUUCGAACCACAAUUUCAGCGGCUGGGCAAAAUUAUGGUACAAGCUACGCUGCAAGUUUACAAACAAACAAUGCAGAGCUUCCUCCCAACACCAGCCAAGUCACACUAUGUUUUCAAUCUGCGAGACUUUGCCCGGGUUAUCCGUGGUGUUCAACUGGUGCCGCACACACACUUGACCGAACAGGAAAAGCUUAUGCGCCUGUGGGUUCACGAAGUCUAUCGCGUCUUUUAUGAUCGACUUAUCUUCCCUGAAGACGAGACAAAGUUUUUUGAAAUUGUUCGUCAAACAUGCUCGGAUUGCUUCCGCACCAAUAUGGACAAAGUAUUGGGUCACUUGAGCCUCAGUGGUCGUGUGUCUGUCGAAGAUGUUCGUGGCCUGUUGUUUGGUAAUUACAUGCAAGAUGAUAAUAUCUACGAUGAGGUGACCGACGCGAAACAACUAACAGCCCGAAUGGAAGGCUAUCUGGAAGACUAUAACUCUUUGUCCAAAACCCCAAUGAAUUUGGUCAUGUUCAAAUUUGCCAUUGAGCAUAUCAGUCGCGUGAGUCGCGUGCUGCAACAAGAAAGUGGACAUGCUUUGCUUGUUGACAAUAUACUCAAAACUUUGAUGGAAUUUAGUAUGCCUUCUACACACAACAUGCACUUUCAUUGGUUGAUUUUAGGUGUUGGAGGCAGUGGCCGACAAAGUGCAACUAGGUUGGCUACCCACAUCAAUGACUAUGAUUUGUUUGUUAUUGAAAUUACGAGGAAUUACGGGGUGAAUGAAUGGCGCGAGGACUUGAAACGCCUCAUGAUAAAAACCGGAUGUGACGGCCGGUCCACCGUCUUCCUGAUUAGUGAUAGCCAGUUGAAGGAAGAAUCGUUCAUGGAAGAUAUUUCGAUGCUGCUCAAUUGCGGUGACGUUCCAAACCUGUUUCCGCCAGAUGAAAAAGCUGAAGUUAUUGACAAGGUCCAGGUUCACGCACGAAACGAGGUCUGGCCUGAAGAUGCUCUGGAGAUGGUUGCAAACAAGUACUUUGAAGAGAUCGAAUUUGCUGACAACACCCGAGAGUCUUCUGUCUAUCUAUGCAAGUACUUUCAUGAAAGUGUACGAAAACUUUCGGAAAGGUUCUUGGAAGUAUUGCGGAGACAUAGCUAUGUCACACCAACCUCAUAUUUGGAAAUGAUUCUCACUUUCAAGAAGCUUUUAACCAGAAAACGUGCAGAACUCACCACGAUGCGCAAUCGCUACCUGACCGGUUUGCAAAAGUUGGAAUUCGCAGCCAGUGAGGUUGGGAAAAUGCAAAUCGAGCUUCGUAAUUUACAGCCUCUGCUGAUGGAAACCAGUGCAGAGACGGAUAUUCUCCUGCGAAAAAUUGCUCAGGACUCAGUGGAAGUGGAGGCCCAGAGAGAGGUUGUGGCCGCGGAUCAAUUGAUGGCAAACCAGGCCGCAGCGGCCUCAAAGGCGAUCAAGGAUGAGUGUGAAGCUGAUUUGGCGGAAGCGAUGCCUAUUCUGAAAGAUGCACUGGCAUCUCUUGAUACACUCAAGCAAAGUGAUAUCACCCUCGUAAAGUCCAUGAAGAAUCCACCCAACGUGGUCAAGUUGGUAAUGGAGGCCGUCUGCAUCAUGCUGGGGGAAAAACCAGAUCGCCGACCGGAUGGAACUGGUCGGAUGACCGAAGACUUUUGGGGACCUUCACUGAAACUACUGGGUGAUCUGAAAUUUCUCGACCGUCUGCGUAAUUACAACAUUGAUCAUAUUCCACCACUUGUGAUCAAAAAGAUACGUGACAACUAUAUUCCGAACACAGAUUUCGAUCCAAAAAUUGUGCGCAAUGCGAGUACGGCUUGCGAAGGACUGUGCAAAUGGAUUAUUGCGUUGGACAAAUACGAUGCGGUGGCGAAAAUUGUAGCCCCAAAAAAAGAGAAACUGGCAGUUGCUGAAGCCGAAUUGGAAUUGCAGAUGGCCAGGUUGGCGGAAAAGAAAGCGGCUCUGGAUGAAGUACAGGCCAAAUUCCAGGCUCUUCAGGAUCAACUGGACGAAAUGCAAACCAAGAAACAGGAUCUGGAAGAUAAUAUCGAGUUGUGCAGUAAGAAACUUGAUCGAGCAGAGAAAUUAAUAAGUGGACUGGGAGGAGAGAAGACUCGAUGGACAGACGCAGCUGCCAUGCUGAAGCACCGUUACCACAAUAUCAUCGGAGAUGUGUUGCUGAGUGCUGGAGUGGUUGCCUACCUGGGACCAUUCACCGUGGACUUUCGAGCCGGAAUUUCACAGGAAUGGCACGAACUGUGUAUCAAAUUGGAAGUUCCUUGCUCUGAAGUGUUUCGUAUCGCGGACACGCUUGGAGAUCCAGUGAAGAUACGGAGUUGGAAUAUUGCCGGAUUGCCAGUCGACAGCUUCUCGAUCGACAACGGGAUAAUUGUGACAAAUUCUGAUCGUUGGUCACUAUGCAUCGACCCACAAGGUCAAGCGAACAAGUGGAUAAAAAACAUGGAGAAAAGCCGUGAACUGAAUGUGGUCAAACUGAGCGACGCGAAUUACCUGCGCACAUUGGAAAAUGCCAUUCAGUUCGGCAUGCCAGUUCUCAUGGAAAACGUCGGUGAACAAUUGGAUCCUGUUCUGGAACCAAUAUUACAGCGUAUCGUUUUCAAAUCACAGGGUGCCCUAUAUAUGCGACUAGGCGAUAAUGUGAUUGAAUACCAUCCAGAUUUUCGGUUCUACAUCACCACUCGGUUACGUAAUCCGCACUAUUUACCAGAAGUGUCUGUCAAAGUGUGUCUGAUCAACUUCAUGAUCACCCCACUAGGAUUAGGGGAUCAACUUUUGGGUCUGGUCACAGCGGCGGAAAAGCCAGAACUGGAAGCCACCAAAAACGAACUGAUUGUUACUUCGGCCGACAACAAGCGACAACUCAAAGAAUUGGAGGACAAAAUUCUCGAAGUACUGAGUGUUUCUCAGGGUAAUAUUCUAGAGAAUGAAACUGCAAUCAACGUGUUGAGUUCAUCUAAAAAGUUGAGUGAGGAGAUCACAGAGAAACAGGUUAUCGCAGAGGCAACCCAACUGGAAAUUGAUGCUGCGCGAAAUGCAUACAAGCCAGUGGCCGAGCACGGAUCACUCUUGUUCUUCUGCAUAUCGGAUCUAAACAACAUUGAUCCAAUGUACCAGUAUUCCCUUAACUGGUUCAUCAAUCUGUUUUUAUCCUCUAUCGCCAACAGUGAGAAAUCAAACGUUUUAGAAGAACGCAUAGAACUACUGAACAAUUACUUCACCAACAGCGUCUAUCGGAACAUUUGUCGUUCCCUGUUCGAAAACCACAAACUGCUCUUUUCAUUGCUGAUGUGCUACGCCCUAAUGAAAAGCAAGAACAAGGUGGAUGAGACCGUUUGGCGGUUCCUACUCACCGGAGGCGUUGCGCUGGAUAACCCGCAUCCCAACCCAGCACCCAGUUGGUUAUCGGACAAAUGCUGGGCUGAAGUUGUUCGCGCUUCAGAGCUACCCGGUUUUGACGGCUUCAUGAAAGAUGUCCAAAACAGACCUGAAGAGUGGAGAGAAAUGUACGACAGUAUGGAGCCCCACAAGUUUGUUGCCCCAGGCAAAUUCGGUCGGCUUGCGGGACUGGAGAAACUGACCGUUUUACGGUGUAUCAGGCCAGAUAAGGUUGUUCCGGGAGUUCAGGAUUUCAUUGCGGAGAACAUGGGUGCCACCUUCAUUGAACCACCAACGUUUGAUCUGGCUGGAUCUUUUGCCGAUUCCAACUGUUGUUCCCCGCUAAUUUUUAUCUUAUCCCCGGGAGCUGAUCCGAUGAAUGCCCUAAUCCGGUUCGGUGCAGAUAUGGGUUAUACGGGAGAUAGAAUUCAGACAAUAUCUUUAGGACAAGGGCAAGGACCAAUCGCCGCAAAGAUGAUCAGUCAAGGCACUGAAGAUGGGACAUGGAUUGUGUUGCAGAAUUGUCAUCUUGCAGUAAGCUGGAUGCCAGCGCUGGAGAAAAUAUGCGAAGAGAUCAUCGUGCCUAGUAAAGUACACACUAAUUUUCGUCUGUGGUUGACCAGUUAUCCGUCAAAUGAUUUUCCGGUGACCAUACUUGAAAACGGCGUCAAAAUGACGAACGAACCUCCAAAGGGUCUGCGAUCUAACCUCUUACGAUCCUAUCUGAACGAUCCUAUUUCUGACCCAUCCUUCUUCGACGGUUGCUCCAAGGGCCCAAUCUGGCACAAAAUGCUGUUCGGUCUGUGCUUCUUUCAUGCCCUGGUUCAAGAACGACGCAAAUUCGGUCCACUGGGAUGGAAUGUGCCGUACGAGUUCAACGAAUCUGAUUUGCGUAUCAGUGUGCGACAAAUGCAGAUGUUCCUUGAUCAGUAUGAUGAACUACCUCUGGAAGCGCUGACGUAUCUUACUGGAGAGUGUAACUACGGUGGUCGCGUGACAGACGACAAGGACCGUCGAUUACUUAUUUCUCUUCUUGGCAUAUUCUACAACCGGCGAAUUGUUGAGGAAGACAGAUAUAAAUUAUCAAGCUCGGGCAUCUACUACUGUCCCCCAGAUGGCCCACACAGCGAGUUUGUUGAAUAUAUUCGACAACUACCAAUCAAUCCACUUCCUGAAGUUUACGGCCUACAUGACAAUGCCGAUAUCACUAAGGACAAUCAAGAAACAUUCCAGCUGUUUUCUGGCGUGCUACUGACGCUCCCGAGACAGCAAGGAGGAUCGGGUAAAUCUUCUGAGACGACCGUGCUUGAGCUUGCUGCUGAUAUCCUUUCCAAAUUGCCACCUGAUUUUGACCUCAAAGAGGUGAUCCAACGGUAUCCGGUCGUCUACAAGGAGUCUAUGAACACGGUCCUCCGCCAAGAGUUGAUUCGAUUCAAUCGACUCACUGCAGUCGUGCGGUCGACUUUACUCGACCUGAAGAAGGCGAUCAAAGGUUUGGUCGUCAUGUCGGCCGACCUGGAGGAUAUUUUCAACUCCAUGUUGGUCGGCAAACUCCCGAGCGUCUGGGCCGCCAAGUCAUUCCCCUCGCUGAAGCCACUGGGGAGUUACAUUCAGGAUCUGGUGCUCAGGCUCAAAUUCUUCGCCGACUGGCUCACUUACGACUCGCCUCCAGUGUUUUGGAUUUCCGGGUUUUACUUUACACAAUCCUUCCUGACCGGCGUGUUGCAAAACUACGCGAGGAAAUACACCAUUCCAAUAGACACACUGGGCUUCAGUUUUGCAGUGACCGAUCGGUACUUCAACCAUACCAGUCUUUUGGAAAAUGCUCCCUCUGUGCCUGAAUUCAUCCCACGACCGCCCCCAACCAGACGUACCUCGGUGGUCAGCGUGAUUCAAAUGCCACUUAUCAAGACAAGACCAACGGAACAAUUCGAGGGGUUUGCCAAACCGGAGGAUGGAGCCUUUAUAUCCGGCUUAUUUUUGGAAGGAGGCCGUUGGGAUCCGGUAGAGGGUCAAUUGGCAGAAUCAAAGCCGAAGAUUUUGUUUGAUACGAUACCAGUGAUUUGGCUCAGACCAGAGAAACUAUCUAAUAUCAAUGUGGAAGGAACUUACGCAUGUCCAGUCUACAAGACAUCAGCCCGCCGCGGAGUACUGUCAACAACCGGUCACUCCACAAACUUCGUCCAAUACAUCCAACUAAAAACUGCCCUGCCCGAACAACACUGGAUCAAUCGGGGCGUUGCUGCCCUAUGCCAGUUGGACGACUGAAUUGGCCGAACUCAAGAGCGAAACACGAGCACAAUCAUCAUCAUCAUCACUGUUGUCUUCCCAUUAGAGUAUCCACUCAUUUUCGCACAGAAACUCUAUGCUAAAUACCUACAGAUUCGAACCCGAUUCCAGAUGUGGAAAUUUACUUUUCUCAUUCAUUCAACUUUCCUAUGACCAAAGGCGUUUGCAGUAGUUACAGCGCUCAAGUCACCACGGUGUCCGUGACAGAAAUACAUCAUUCGCAACACGCGAAAACAACCUCCACUGCGAUCCUUCAACACUUUCAAGCCAUGAAAUAAACUCAGUGACCUAGAUUAAGUUUUAUGAGGAUAGAAGGUUUGUAGUGGGUAGUUAAAUUUUCAAUCAGAUGCAGAGCCUA